Messenger RNA from Xiphophorus maculatus (southern platyfish), 15342 nucleotides. It is a transcript of the gene pkd1a, whose product is annotated as polycystin 1, transient receptor potential channel interacting. Gene Ontology annotation, cellular component: membrane. The record is from RefSeq and is a predicted model, not a curated record. Gene Ontology annotation, biological process: kidney development. NCBI's taxonomy places the organism in Eukaryota, Metazoa, Chordata, Actinopteri, Cyprinodontiformes, Poeciliidae. Bases 278 to 14080 code for a protein of 4600 amino acids. Gene Ontology annotation, molecular function: protein binding. The transcript is spliced from 55 exons.
CUGAAAAGACUCUGCAGACGUUCCGUUAGAUUUCCAGAGGAGGGGGGUUUGAUCAGGAAAAAAACUUAUAACUCUGUGUGAAGACAAAAGCGGACUACGAAGUCAGUAGUGUAUCCCUCUUUUUUAUUUUACUCUCUUUACUUGAAAGCCGUGAAAAGUGGAAACGCGUGUUUUUUCUUCCUCUUCUUCUUUUUCUUUUUUUUUUUUUUUUUUUUUUUGUUUCCUCCCAGCCUGAGGGGACUUAGCACCAUCAGAGGCGAUGAGAUGUGAGUGAGCUAUGCCUUUUGGAAAUGGACAGACUUUAUCCAAGCGAGAACAUGGCGUCUGCGUCCCGAGGUUUAGCUUCUUUCCCGGUCUGCUUGUGGCGCUGUGCUGCCUGGAGGUGUGGGGCUCCGGGCCGCACGGUGGCGGCGGCGGCAGCUGCAGCCCCUGUCCCGUUAACUGCAGCUGUGCGCCAGCGGGGCCCCAGCGGCUCUGCGUCGUUAAUUGCUCCAGCCUCGGACUGGAAAGGGCCCCAGCGGCUGCUGAGUUUCCGCCGACCGUCAACGCACUAGAUCUGUCCAAGAACCACAUCUCCUCCCUUGACACCACCCUGCUGGAUCGUCUCACGGGCCUCCGAGAGCUAGAUUUGAGCAACAAUCAAAUUACCACCAUCGAUGAAAGGAUAUGCGACAACUUAUGUAACCUAACACAAAUCGAUCUAAGUAAUAAUCCCUUUGAAUGUGACUGUGAGCUGUUCCGGUUGGUGAAGUGCCUCAAGGAAAAAAGAGUCCAGGUCCGACGCCCUCAUGCUAUGCUGUGCAACCACCCGCCUGCGCUUCGCCAACAGCCUCUGCUCAACAUUAGCCUGCAAACCUGUGGUCUCAGCUACGCCGCUUGUCUGGAGGACAGCAGCAGCCGAGGAGGAGGUCGAAGUGAGCUUGUGAUCUUCACUUACUCCAAGCCCGGGAACUACACGCGCGAGCAGUGUAACAGCGUGUGCUUCGGUUUGUCGCACCUCUACGGAGGCUUGGGAGAAAGGCACGAGUGUCUGUGUAGCACGAACAACGAGCCCAACUUCAUCAGCGGAUCCCACUGCUCGGCCGCCUGCACCAACCGCCAUGUGAUGACGGAAUGUCGGUGGACUCUGGCCCGUGAUGUGUUUGCGGUGGAGUUCUCCGUCUCGCUCAGGGCUCUCCCACUGCAAAGCGUGCACGACCUCAUCGUUUUCUCCGCCACCUCCUCUGUCACGCCCGUGACCCUUUCCUGGGACUUUGGCGAUCUCUCGCCUCGUCUCAGCUCUACGGAAAAGGGUGUCACCACAGCAGCUCACAAGUUUGCAAUUCCAGGACAUUAUGAAGUCAGUCUGAAGGCCUGGGCUGGACACAAGGAGGUGUCUGCGCGGACAGAUGUGACCGUGGCUCUUCCUCCCAAACUCGAGCUGCACUGUCCGGCGUUCGUCGUGGCCAACAAGAGUGUGGAUGUCACACUGGUCAGCUGGGGCGGCGUCGGCUUAAAUGUGAACUGGACAAUCUCACAGAAUGAUGUCCAGGUUGCCAAAGCCUUCCCGGACUGUCCUCCGAGGGAAGGGGUGUUGCACAGCAAGUCCUCCAGCUGCUUCCAGAUCUUUCCAGCGGAGCUGAGCUGGAAAGAUGCUCGACAGCAGUGUUUGAGUCGCAACGGGGAUCUGGCUGUGGUUAGGAGUGAUGAACUUCGCAACCUGCUGGCAUGCAAAGUCACACAGGAGCGAGGCGUGUGGCUGGGCUUGAGCGACGUCGACUCUCCGGGAAAACUGCUCUGGGUGAACGGAUCUGAGGCUCAGGACGGGGAGGAGGGCCAGCAGCCGCGCUCGUCCAUCUCUGGCGGAAACGUGUGCGUGUCUUUUGAUCAGAGCGGUCAGACCAGCUCUCACCUCUGCGACUCUAAGAGGGCUUAUGUUUGCCAGUACAACCCCCACGUGCGCGUUCCAGAUGCCGGAGUGUAUCUGUUGGGCAUGGCCGUCUUUCCUUCCGAUCAUCCGUUACUCCAUUUAUCAACAACCCUGCCCUCUGCUCCACAGUCUCUGAGCAGUGUCAUUGAGAUGCUGAUGUUUCCUGCGAUGAGCUUUGUUCAGGCUGGCCGUCUGUCCUCUUUGGAGAUCAUCAUCCAGGAGCAAAGCUCUCAAGUCCACAUCAGAUUCCAGACCUACAGACCCAAAUGUCCCGGCCAGCACCUGCUGCUGCCCAGUUGCGGCGGUCCAGCUUGUUCUCCGGCGGCAGUUUGUGUCCCCAGUCAAACAUUGAUCAAAGAUUCGCCAUCUUGCCCCCCGGCACAGCAGUGGUGUCCCUUCCAGGGUAGUUGCCUGACUCUGGCCCAACCAUGCCACCCAUCUUCGUGUACCAACUGCACCCGGGGUCACCACCUGCCACCAGGGACGUCGAGGCCCCAGUACACCUUAAAGAAUGAAAUCGUCUUCGCUCUCCCACCAGGACCAGCGCGUGCAUUGUUGAUACAAGACCAGCUGGAGGACAUCUUGGUCUCACCCGGCGACGUAAUCGCUCUGCAGCACGACGGCGGCCCAUCAGCUCUUCUUCAUUGUCAGUCGUCUCCACAGUCACCGUGGCGACAGCCGGUCCUAGCCCUGAACUUGUCCGAGUGGUUCUGGAUGAACAACACCAGGCAGUCUGCAGAUUUCCCAGAUCUGAAUGUGGAGAAUUUUAUAAGGAAUGGUGAGGGGGGCUGGCUGGAGGAGGAAAGCUGCUGCAUCAGAGUGCUGUAUGUGGGACAAAACAGGACCCAGCUGCAGGGAGCCCAGCUGUCUGCUGGUCUACCCCAGCCUGGACUCUACAGCCUGCUGGUUUCCACCACUGAACCAUCAUACCCAUCUUCAGCAUCUUGUCCGCUCCGAGUUGUACCUCCCCUCGGUUUGACGAUCCUCCACCCUACUCUGAACAACGGCACAGUCUACAUGCAGCCCAACAACACCAGGCUUGUACUCCGUGUGCAGUCCCCCUAUGAGACGAGGGUAUCACGACAAGGCAGCAGUGUCAGUGUGACCUUCCAGUUGAAAUGCCCUGCUGAGUUUUUGUCCAGCCCAGCUGUCUGCGAUAACGGGUGGAAGUCGGGUUCAACAGUCGAAGCCUCUGAACCCGUCUUGUAUGCGGUGCUAGAUCUGAGUUUGGGAGAAGAGGAACAGAGAGGUCAAGUGCAGGUGGAGCUGGAGGCGCAUAAUAAUGUGACAGAAGCCACCCUGCCUUUGGUCGUCCACUUGGAAGAUCCACUCGAAGGGCUAGUGGUGCAGCCAGACCCAGAACACAGGGUCCUGAUGGAGUCCGUUGUGAGCUACACUGCGUCGGUGCUUAAAGGUUCUAAUCCCACAUUCAAGUGGACUGUGGAUGAUAAGCCCUACUUCACUUACUUCAACAGUGUUCUCAACGUGAUCUACCAGAACGCUGCCAUCUACAAGCUCACAGUGACAGCCUCAAACCAUGUCAGCACACUGACGAAGCAUUUCAACAUAACUGUUGAUCGACUGCAGCCGAUGGCCAACCUCACGGUAAAGGGGGUGCCGGAUGUGGUUCCUCAGGGGUCCAAUCAGACACUCACCACCUCUGUGCUCGUGGACAUGUCGGUACCAGCCACAUUUCGAUGGUCCUUUGGUGACGGUGGAUAUGAGGAAUUUGAGUCAAAGCCUCCAUAUUCUCCGUCUCUCCUCUGUAAAGACUCCCCUAACCAAGUUCUCUUGAGCAAAAACAUCACCUAUAUCUACUCUCAGCCAGGUAUCUACACAGCGCAGGUAUCCGUAUCCAAUCGCUAUGACAACAUCAGCCAGAGCAUCAACAUGAGUGUUUACAGCAUCCUGACGCAUGUCGACAUACAAACAGAGCGGCAGUUUGUGCUUUUGGGCCAAUCGUCCUUCUUUGAGGCCCAUCCUCUGCCUUCGCCGUAUGGUAUUCACUACGAUUGGGACUUUGGGGAUGGCACCGCCCUCAAAGGUCGGCGGGUGUCACACACCUUCGCACAGAGCGGCAACUUCAACGUCUGUGUGUCAGUGAACAACACCAUCAGUUUCACAUCGACCUGUGCAGAGAUAUUUGUCUACGAGGAGAUUGAGGGCCUCACAGCCAAAAGCUCCUCUCCCACAGAGCUCCAAAGCCCCACCAAGGUGUGGGCACAGCUCAGUUCUGGUAACAACAUCACAUGGAUUUUCUCCAUGGGGGACGGCACUGAUCCUAUAAUUACAUCUCAUCCUAACAUAUCGCACAACUAUGUCAAAGAGGGCAACUACACAGUGAAUGUGACUGCCAUGAACGCAGUGAGCUUUGGCUGGAUGCCCCUCUCAGUUCAUGUGUACGUCUUCCAAGUCAUAAGGAUGGAGCCUUCAGGAUGUGUCCAGGAGCGGACCAAAGUCAACUUUCAGGCCUGGGCAUCCGGCAAUGCAACAAUUCACCAGUACAAUUGGAGUUUUGGGGAUGGGAGCCCCAAUGAGACGAUUCAGGGCAACUCCAGCGUCUCACACACCUACCAGCUGAGUGGGAACUACCACCUCUCUUUGCUUCUCUCCAGUGGAGUCAACAGAGCCACCAAGGCCAAUUUCUUCAACUGGGUGUGUGUGCAGCCAGCUGUGACUAAUGUCAGCAUCUUCCCUAAAAAAUCACACUACGGAGUUGGAGAAGAAGUACAAUUCAAAGUGAUAGCUGAGCCAGAGUUCAAUUACAGCUACCAGUGGGACUUUGGUAGAGGGGAGGAGCCAUUCUUCACCCACGGCUCUGGAAAUGCUGUAGCAAAGUAUAAAAAGUCAGGUCGUUAUGUGAUAACUGUUCAUGUUUUCAACAACAUCUCUGCCAAUAACACGAGUGCUGUCAUUGAUGUUCUGGUUCCCAUUGGACCGAUCUUGAUACGUCACAAUGGGACAAAGAACAACAACUUGACAAGAGGAACUCCAUACACUUUCACAGCUUCUUCUCUGGCCUCUGAUGUUACUUACACCUGGAGUUUUGGAGAUAUUCAAGUGGUUACUGGCCAGAGUAUCGUCCAUACAUACAACAUCUCUGGGAACUACAACAUCACACUAAAAGCUGCCAACAGUGUUAGUCAAAAUGAGACUUUUCUACUGGUUUCUGUGUUUGCGCAGAUUUUAAGACUGAAAGUGAAUGCUAGCGUCGUAAAUGCCCCCUUGUAUGAGCAAGUCAACUUUGUGGCCUACCAGGAGGAUGGAGACAGUGUAGACUACUCCUGGAUUCUGUGUGACCACUGCACCCCGAUCCCAGGGACCAAUACCAUGUUCUACACCUUUCACUCCAUUGGCACCUUCAACAUCACUGUGAUAGCGAAGAACGGCGUGGGAACAGCAAAUGCAAGCAUCUCCCUGUUUGUCCAACGGAAGCUGGAGGGCCUGCAGAUUUUGGCAGAGGACAUCAAAGGAGGCGGAAGCGCAGCGCUGGAAAGCUGUUGCUAUGCAACAAACAUCGUUCUUCAUCUUCAAGCGGGAUUGAAGGAGGGCACCAACAUGACAUUUAUCUGGAACAUUGUCAGAGAGCAGGAUACUGUCAGCUCAUUCAACAUGAGUGGAAAAAUGGUGGAGCUGAAUUUCUCAAAGCCAGGACCCUGUAACAUCUUUCUUCGAGCGGAGAACCUCCUGGGUCAUCUUCUGGUCAACAAAACCAUCUAUUUUUUUGAACCACCUUCUGGUGUUGACCUAAAGAUCAGUAACAACCCAGUUGCCACUGGAGCUACAACAAACCUGACAGUAGAGGUCAUGAAGGGUUCAGAACUACAGUAUCGGUGGUCUGUGAAUGGAAAGAAUCAGCCGUCGACCGCACCCUGGUUGGCCUACACCUUCGACAGUCCAGGUCGAAAAAAAGUUUCAGUGGAGGUGUUCAAUAAAGUUAAUUCAACAAUUAAAUCAAAGACCAUCGACGUCCAAGAUAUAAUUACUGGCUUAAGUUUCUCAAUAGCCAAUGAGAAGGACCGGAAUCACUUUGAAACCAGAGUUGGCAUCAACUUGGAGGGGGAGGUGAUGACGGGAACUGAUGUGAGGUGGACGUGGCUGGUGGAAGGAACUACUAAAUCAGGAAGGCAAACUUUUCUCAAUUUUUCUGAGCCUAAAACAGUCAUCAUUACUCUGAACGCCACCAACAACGUUAGCAGUAAGGCCUUUUCAAGGGAGUUCUUUUUUCAGGACAAGAUUAAAGUGGAACUGAAAGUCAGUAAGGAGUAUGCAGCAGUUAACGAAAAGGUGGAGUUCACACCCCUUCUGAUAGAGGGUACGAACGUCAGUCUGACCCUCACCUUCAGCCCUGAUGCAAAAAUCCACCCUCAGCCGAACAAAACCUACACUCACGCCUUCAGCAAGGUGGACACUUACUACGUGAAUCUGCAGGGAUGCAACAAGAUAUGCUGUUACAAUCACAAACUUCAAAUAGAAGUGAUGGAGCCGGUGAGUGGACUUUCCAUCCAGGGAGUCAGCAAAGCCAUCUCCGUGGGCGAGAAAAGGACGUAUACAGCCGACAUCGAGAAGGGGAAUCCUGUCAGUUUCGUGUGGACGUUUGAACUGACUCACCAGAAGGUCACACAUGUGGGCAAACAGGUGCAAUAUGAUGCAGAAAAGCCAGGCCUGUUGAUCAUUCUUCUGAGGGCUAUAAACAACGUGAAAGAUCAGAACAUCACUGAGCACAUACAAGUGCAGAACCGCAUGAACUCCGCCGAGCUGUAUGCGGUGCCGCAGGAUACUUUUGUCAACAAGACAAUCACCUUGAUGGCCCAUACUACGCCCACGUCCAGCCCAGUGGACUGCCUGUGGGACUUCGGGGACGGUUCUGUGAGAGUCGCCACCAACACAACCACCACCACUGUGCGCUACAGUCAUCCAGGAAACUAUUUGGUCCAAGUAAACUGCAGUAACCUGGUGAGCUUGGUUUUGGCCGAGGUGGAGGUAAACAUCAGAGUGCUGGAGUGUGAGGAGCCAGAGGUGCAGAUCUCUCAGUCCCGCCUUGUGGUCUGGCGCUCCCAGCCCAUUUCAGUGGAAGCCAGCAUGGACUUGAAGGGCUGCGUGCUCUACGGAGUUCAGUACCUCUGGCAGGUAUUCUCAAAGUCAACCUGCGAAGACGAAAUAAUGAAAGAGAGACCUUUACCCCCCGCGCUGGAGUCUCGGUUUCCUCCCAGCCAAGCUGUCCGCCUGCCUGUGGAGGUGGAUGUGCGGCGGCUACAGUUGCAGCUGCCAAAGAUGGCUUUGGCAGCAGGGAACUACUGCUUAGUGUUUUCUCUGUCAUACGAAGGCGUGCCGCUACGGAAAGCUGCCUGUCUGCAACUCAGUAUAAUGACUGCUAAGUUGAAGCCCAUUAUUGAAGGAGGAACCCGGCGGGUGUGGUCCAGGACGCGGGACCUGCAGCUCAGUGCAGAGCAAUCCUAUGACCCCAACAUGGACCUAGACAACCAAUCUCUGCUGCGUUACUUCUGGGAGUGUGAAAGUACCUCUAAGGGUCCGGAGCACUGCUCCAGCCUGCACUUCAGCCUGGGUACGGAUCCGGUGUUGGGAGUCUCCGGCUCGGAGCUGGAGGCAGGCGUCGAGUACACCUUCAAACUAACCAUCAGCAAAGAUGGCAUGGCACCAGAGUCCACUACUCAGACUGUGCUUGUGCAGAGCGGCGACAUUCCCAUGGUGUAUCUGGAGUGUGUGUCCUGUAAGGCCCAGUCCAUUUACGAGGUCAGCCAGAACUCGUUUGUCUCCCUUAAAGGAACCUGCACCAACUGCCAGGGCUCUCAACGAGGGCGCUGGAGCGCCAUGACGCUGCGCAACGAGACUCUGGUCCUGGACUCGUCCUCUACCACCACUGGGAGUGACGGCACGAACCUGGUGCUGCGACAGGGAGUCCUGAGGGACAAAGACUCCUAUAUCUUCACGCUGCAUGUGACUGACAGCAGUUUGGAUGGUGAGGGAGCUGCGUCUAUCAUACUGCACCACAACAUGCCCCCAGAAGGCGGGGAGUGUCACCUGACAGGAGCAGGGGAGGCGGGAGUACUCUACGGGGACGGAUGGAGGAUCCGGACGUUGCUGGACCGGGUCCAUUUCAACUGCUCAGGGUACAGUGAUCUGGGUGUCUCAGAAACCCCGUUCCUGUACAGCCUGCUGGUGACGCGCUGCAGAGAGGAUUACUGUGAGGAUUUCUGUAUCUACAAAGGCAGCAACCCGGAGCACUCAGCCUUCCUGCCACCGGGCUUCCGCUCAGCUCGACACCGUGUGUCCGUGUCCAUCACAGUGGAGGACCACCAGGGUGCUGCCAACCUCGCACUUAACAAGACCAUUGAGGUUGUGCUGCCAGAUCUUCCUCCUGAGUACAGCAGUCUUCCUCACUGGCUGUCUGAGAUCACCGACAGCAAGCUGAAGAGGCUGCUAGAGCAGGGAGACUCCCAAAGGGUCCGAGAGUUAUCGCUGGCUCUCAUUACAGUGCUGAAUGAGUAUGAACAAACCAGGGUGUCUUCACGCGUGUCUCGAGACGAGCGCGACUACAGAGUUAGAGUUCGCAGCAACAUCACCAGAGCGCUGACUGCUCUCGACCUGAACACCGUCAGCGACAUCCAGCAGACGUCUGCCGCCUUGGCGCAAUGCACGGCCGUGAGUCGAGAGUUCAUCUGUGAGGAGUGUCAGAACAGCACGCUAAGCAAGCUGGAGUCAAUGCUGGAGAUCCUGCAGACGGACACCAAGCAAGGGACGGUCCCCCCCACAGAGAUAGCCGAUAACAUCCUAAACAUCAUGGGUGACCUGAUCCAUCAGGUCAGCCAGUCGGCCUCCCAUUUUAACUUCCAGCCCGUCUAUGUGGAUGCACCUUCUCCCUCCUCCACCUCCUCUUCGUCAUCGUCAUCUGCUGAUCGUGAUAACAGCCUGAUGGACGCCCCAGCCUCCUCCCUGGAAACUCAUCCUCUGCGCGUGGCGGCGAAGGCCUACAGCCUGUCCUCCGUCCUCAUGCUGAUCCUCAUGCACACCCGGGUGCUCAACGAGGAGCCUCUUGUCCUCAGAGGGGCCGAGAUAGCCGCCACAGGCAAACUGGCCGACCCCCAGAGUCUCCUCUGCUACCAUGGCAACAGCAGUCCAGAAUGUGAGCGGUUCUCCAUCCCCCGAGCUUUUAACCAAAGCCUCGGCAGAGCUGCUGCAGGAAACAGCAUCUUGCAGCUACUUUUUCAGGUGGAGUCCAACCCCUUCCCUUUCAACUACAUCUCCAAUUAUCCCGUCUCCACCGAGGUGGCGUCCAUGGAGUUUCGCACCGAAAACGGCACCCACAUCCCGAUCUCUGGGCUCGACGACAGCAUGGCCAUCACGGUUGCUAUUAGCAACAGCAGCAGCAACGGGGACGCAGGCGCUGAGGGUCCUGGGGUUGCUGGAGUUCCCUCAGCCGCAGCGGUAAACAUCAGCCGCUGCGACUCGGUGGUGGUCAGAGUCAGCGCAGGAAACAGCAACAGACAGGCUGGCCUGUUUGUCCAGCUCAACUUCACCUCAAUCGAAGAUGCAAACAAGAGCGACGAAGAUGAAAAAGCGGAGGAGGAGCCGUUCCUGAACGCCUACCUCCAUUCCCACGAGGAACCCAACGAGUUCAACUGCACGGACAGGAAGCGCAUCACUCUCAGUAUGACCAGAGGGCAAGACCACAGGAAGUACACCUUCUUCCUGUCACCAGAAUCCUACGACACCACUCAGGAUUACUUCAUCAAUGUAAGCACCCCCUGCGGCCCUGAUUCUCAGCCUGCCCGUGUUCGCCUGGAGGUCGGGGUGUUUGCCGUUCUCUGUCAGUACUUCAGCGAGGCCGAGAAGCAGUGGAGGACGGACGGGAUGGUGCCGCUGGCGGAGACCAACUUCAGCAGAGCCGUCUGCCGCACAAGACACCUCACAUCGUUUGCCGUGGGCCUGUUUGUGCCGACCAAUGCCGUUAGCUUUAAAGUGCCAGAGCGUUCAGGUGCACCAAGCCUGAUUGUUCUGCUGGUGUGCAUACUGGGCUUGCUCAGCUACAUUGUGGCAGCAGCCAUCUUGCACAAGUUGGACCAGCUGGAUCUUCGCCGAGCGGGUGUGGUUCCACUCUGCGGCCAGAACGGGAGCUUCAAAUACGAGAUCCAGGUCAAAACGGGCUGGAGCCGAGGGGCAGGUACGACAGCUCAUGUAGGAAUCAGCCUGUAUGGACGUGAGAGCCGCAGCGGACACCGCCAUCUUGACAGCAAAGGAGCGUUCACGCGUAAUGCUCUCGAUAUCUUUCACAUCGCCAUGGACACCAGCCUGGGCAGCGUGUGGAAGAUCCGGAUUUGGCACGACAACAAAGGCCUGUCCCCGGCAUGGAGGCCACAGUACGUGUUGGUCAAAGACCUGCAGACUGAAAGCAGCUACUACUUCCUGGUUGAGGAGUGGCUGUCAGUUGACAAUGAAACAACCAGAGGACGAGUGGAGAUCGAAGUGGAGGCCACGGAGGAAGCUGUGCUUCGUCGCCUGCCUCGACUCCUGAGGUCUGAGCUGCAGAGGGCGCUGUGCGAGAGUCACCUUUGGCUGUCUCUGUGGGAGAGGCCCCCUCGCAGCCCCUUCACCCGCCUGCAGAGAGCCACAUGCUGUGCUGUGUUGCUGCAGCUCAUCCUGCUGGCAAACACCUUGUGGUACAGUAUUGUAGUGGACAAAAGGCACAGCCAGAGGGCGGUGUCCCAGCAUUCCUCGCUGAGCGGAGAGACGCUAGCAGCCGGUGUGGUGGCCUGUCUGACCGUCUAUCCCCUCUACCUGCUGGUCUUCACUGUGUUCAGAAUGAGCCGCAGCAAGUCUGUGACCGUGGAGCAGGUGUCGUCACAAGUGGAUCAGGAGUCGGUUGAGAUCGAUGACCUCCUGGAAGACUCUAUGGGAGGAAGUUCUUUCCUCUUUUUCAACGGAGAGACCAACUCGGAGGAAACAAACGUGGAUCUGCCUUCUCCAUCUAUCAAGAGUGAGGACACCUGGGACAUGCCAGAGGAGGACACGGACGACCGGGACUGGCCGGAGCUGAUGAGCGAAGAAUCGGUGAUGGGAGGGGCCGGACACGGGGCGGGGAUGCCCAGGCUGAAGAGGGUGAAAGGGAGCCGGUACCUGGGGGAUGACAUGACCCUUAACCCCGAGGAGGAUGAAGGAUCCGAUCCGCAACACAACAAACAUUUCACCUCAUCAGAUGAGGAUCUGAUCAAACACAUCCUGGAAGACGGGCAAAACUUCUUUCCUCAGGCAGACGAGAGUGAGAUGGCCGACCUGUCAAGUAUUUUUGGGGACAAGACAGAAGUGAUUCUCCUUCAGAAACUCAGUGAGCCUCUUACUGUAGAAUCCUUCAGGAGGGAUCCACCGAAAACAGCUUUCACCUCAAAUACAGUUGUGACCGAUGUGUGUCGUCCCCGACGGUUCCCUCCCUGGUGUGGACGGGCGGCGCUGUGGGGCAGCUGGGCAGGAAUCGCUCUGGCCAGCUGUGUUUCCAUUUGGGCGGGCCAUGGGUUCAGUGAGAAGGCGGCCAUGAUGUGGUUAAUCUCCUGCUUCGCCAGUUUCUUGUGCUCCUGUCUGCUGCUGGAGCCAAUUAAGGUGCUAUGCGAAGCCGUUUACUUCGCUGUGUGUGUGCGCCGGCUGCGUCCGGAGGACAGUGACGUGCUGGUGGACUUCCCACGGGAGGAGCGAGUGGUGCAGCGGGUCGCCAGGGUGAGACCCCCGCAGGGCUUCGCUCUGUCUCAGGCCCGGCACCAGGCCCGCAAGGUCCACAUGCUGCACACCAUGCUAAAGAAUUUUCUGGUUUACAUGUUUUUCCUGCUGGUCGUCCUGCUUCUGAACUACUCUGACUCGGCUAAAGACACGCACAGCUUGAGACUGCGGACUCAGCUGCAGCAAGCCCUGCACACUCCAGAGUACCGCACCAUCAGCAGACGAGACGACGUCCUGACCUGGCUUAAUGGAUCUCUGCUGCCUCGGCUGCUGGAUGAGUCGUCUCUCCUCAGAGACACAGGAAGCCUGCUGCUCGGCUCCCCGAGGCUCCGACAAACCCGUGACAUACAAGCUGGUUUCAGACCAAGAGAGCAAUCGCCUCCCUUGGUCACAUCCCUGACUAGAGCCGCAGAGAAUGACACAGUCACUGGUGCAAGCCAUAUAGAUUGGGCUCGGAUGGAGGAGUCUGACAGCAGAAAUGUGCUUCACCACUUUAACAGAAGCCUGCAGGAGGCCUCUUCCUCCCUGCAGCAGCUGCAGCAGCUGCACUGGAUCGACCACAGGACUCGAGCCGUGUGUGUGGAGUUCUCCCUCUACAACGUCAACACGAAUCUGCUGGCUGUUUUCAGGUUUUUGUUUGAGUUCCCAGUUUCUGAGCGCGCUCAGUCCAGCCUGGAGCUCAGUGUCCUCACUCUGUGGCCGAUCACAGGCCUGGACCUUCAGCUUCUCCUCACGUUGGUCCUCCUCUGCUUCAUCUUGUACUUCCUGGUGCGAGGAAUCCUGGGACUCCUCAGGGAGGGCUACACGUACCUGUUGUCAUCGUGGAGAGUGCUGGGUAUAUUCAAGCUGUGUCUGGCAGCAUCUGUGUGCGGGCUCCAUCUGAGCCGCUCCGUCAUGGCCAGGCAGCAGUGGACGUUGUUCCUGAAGCGACGCCGAGAUGCCUUCACGGACUUCCACCCGCUGGCCAGGCAGAGUCAGCUGUACGCCGUCAUGUCUGCCAUGCUGCUGUUCAUUCUGGUGCUAAAGGCGUCGCACCAGUUGCGUUUUCUCCGGGAGUGGGCGGUGUUCGGCAGAGCUCUGCGGCGCUCGGCCUGGGAGCUCCUGGGAGUGGCGUCGGCUCUGCUGCUGCUGCUCCUGGCUUACUCGCACGCAGGACACCUGCUCUUUCACUCUGUGCUGGACGGCUACGGCAGCGUGAGCGCCGCCUGUCUGUCGUUGUUGGGAGCCGGGGGGAGAGGCCUUUUAUCGUGGCUCCCUGCCUCGACAAUGACCGGUCCCUCACACACCGUCUCCUCCCUGGCGUUCCACGCGACCUUCGCCGUCCUCCGGCUGGUUUUCCUGUGGUUGAUCAUCUCUGUGCUGCUGAGGAACUACCGGCGCGCCCGAGCAGAGCUGUACCGCCCCGCCGUGGAUCUCCAAGACUACGAGAUGGUGGAGCUGUUUGUCAGACGACUGAAAAUGUGGAUGGGACUCAGCAGGACCAAAGAGUUUCGUCACAAAGUCCGUUUCGAAGGCAUGGAGCUCCCGCCGUCCCGCUCGUCCUCCACCAGCGACUGCAAGUCCCUGUGUCUGCCCCCGCUGGACAGCCCGGACUCCGCGCCCACGCCGGACAGCAUCGAUGCUGGCUCAGAGGCCUCGUGGCGUCCAGCCUCCUCGAGCCCCUGCAGCCUGACGGAAGCGCCCGGGGUCAGUCUUGGCCUGGGCCUGGGUUUGGGUCUGGGUCUCGGCCCUGGAGUGGUGGUAGGGGGCACGAGCUGGAGGGAGAGGGCGGAGACGGAGGCCUCUCUGAGGAGGCUGCUCCCAACCCUGGACGCUCUCCUGCAGCAGCUCGACCGAGUCAACAUGACGACAGACGAUGUUUACCACAUCGAGUGCAGGCUGGAGCGGGCUCAGCGGAAAAGGAGGCGCAGCAGGAGAGAAAGAGGAGAGGACGCUCAUGACAGGAGAGGGGAGAGUAAGCAGAGAGGGAAGGGGGACGACAAGGACGUGAAAGAACGAAAGACUGGAAAAGAGAAGCACACCAGGGGGAGAAAGGAGAAAAAGACUGAACUUCCUAGAGAGUCAGCUACCAAAAAGACUCCGGUCGCCACGCCGAUUCCCUUUUCAAAGCCCAGACCUACAUUGGCCUCCGCACAGCCCCACAUCUUGCAAUCAUCAGUCACAGAUAAACCCACCACUGGCCCCACCCCAACAAGCACUUCCUCUCUCCACAACCCACCCUCCAAAACACCCUCCGCUCCCUCAUACCCCCGAGCACCCACUCCCUCCCUGCUGACCGCCCGAGGCCCCACGCCCAUUAUUACCCGAGACCGGGACCCGCAGGCGGACAGAGAGACCCUCCCUUCCUCAAGUCUGUUCAACCACCCGGCUCACACCACCACCAUCCCCACAUGGAAGAGGAAGCGGAAACCCCCGCCCCUGAAAAACAAGGUGCACCCCACUUAGCAGGUCGUCCCCAAAACCCUUAGGGGUGAGUGGGAACUAGAGGAGAAGGAGAACGUAGGAGGAAAACGUUGGGUUAAGGACGAGAGGAGAGCGAGGACAGCCGGUCUUGUCCCCAGACGCACCUCUUUAAACCCUGGGACAGAGAAGCGAAACCGAGGGGGAUUGCAAAGAGAUGAGAAAGUUGCGUAAAGACGGAAUAAUUGAGCCAGUUGUUUGAAAAAAGUUAGGGUAAUCGGAAGAAGAAGAAUUCGGUCUUGGCUCACUCUUAAAGCAUGGUGCAGGUCACUGGAUGCUACCUAAGCUGACCGAUGAAACAGUGAAACCAAGAGAUACUUGUGUUUAGUUCUCCAAAACCCCCUCACCCUUUCCCCGUCGUCAUGUGAUCCUGGAGGUCUCAUGGCGCUGUGACAGGAGCACAGGAAGGUGCUCACCAGACUGUACAGCCACACUUCUCUGUAUAUUUGUUUGUCUUCAUUUUGUUAAAUGUCAGCAGUUUGGACAGCACGGGUGCCGGUUCAAGCCAUCCAUGUAUCCUGGAACCAAAGAUUCCUACAGGAACGCACAUCGUACAUGCAUGUAUAUAACACUGUAGUUACAUAUCAGUAGAUGGAAAUGUGCCUUAAGCAACCGGCCCUACGAGGUACGAGGAGAGGCGUGCACGUGUGUGACGCUGUUGAGAUUUCAGCAGUCACUUCUUGAGGGUGCUGAUGAUACAGUGCCGGCCACAUAUAGAGGUAAACGUGUGCAAAAGUCUUACAGUUUAACUAAUGUUUUAGCACAGCUGAGUAAUAUCACACUGAAAAAAAUGUUAAAAUCUCAAACUUUAAUUUGAGAGCAUUGAUUCGGUGAGGAAAAUAUGUGCACAGAAAUAAUAAUUUUUAAUAACAGAACUAUGUUUGGUACUAAAGCAAAUUGAAAGACUAGCAUAAAGAACAAACUGUUUCUAUUGAAAAGGAUGAAAGCAGCACAGACAAAAUAAAGAAUUAAACUUCAGUAGUGUAGUAAACUCAGUCAGUUGUGACAGUUGUCUAGACUUUGUCGGAUUCUUGUGAAACUUUGGAAAUGUUCACUUCACACCCGUCCUGCUUAGUCCGCUUCAAUCAAACUCUGGUUGGUUUGCCUUAAACGUCCAAUCAGACCUUGGUGUGCCUUAAAACCUCGGUCACAUUUCUGUUCAAGUCAACAGCAAAAGCAGGAAGUGGAUCAUAGCGCAGGGCAUUCUGGGUAAAUACAACCAAAACAAACGUGAGAGUCUUUCACUA